This is a messenger RNA of Contarinia nasturtii (swede midge), 1380 nucleotides long. RefSeq lists its product as uncharacterized. The coding region runs from base 98 to 1312 and encodes 404 amino acids. The transcript is spliced from 9 exons. The record is from RefSeq and is a predicted model, not a curated record. Lineage: Eukaryota; Metazoa; Arthropoda; Insecta; Diptera; Cecidomyiidae.
UCAUCAAACUGAAGCAUAUUUAAAGUGUUAAAUUUGGAGGAAUGAAAACGGCUGAAUAUCGAUUUUUUCUUCGUUAAAACAUUCAUUGAGCAAAAUAAUGUUCAUGUCUAGUCGUUUCGAAUCGCUUUCGAAAAAUGUUCAUCGAUUAAGUGUAAUAUUUUUGAUCGCUCAUAUAUCAAUUACAAAUGGCCAAUCGAACUUUUAUCGAAUAAAAAAACCACCAAUCGAGUCACCAUGGGGUGGUUCACCCAGUGCAAGAUUUUUGUCUUUGUUUACUAUUUACCAAUGGAAUAAUGGACUAUGCACUGCGGCAUCUGGCGAAUAUGGAAUGUGUUUGCCUGAGAAUGAUUGUAUUGGACGGCGUGGCAUAAUUGGUGGACCAUGUGCUCAAGGUUAUGGCAUUUGUUGUGUUUUUAUGGCUUCUUGUGGUGAAAUGGUUCGCGAAAAUGGUACAUAUUUUGUAAAUCCGAAUCAUCCCAAUCAAUAUGAAGCAACCGGAAGUUGUCAAUUAACUGUGUUGAAAGCAAAUUCAAAUAUUUGCCAAAUUCGAUUAGAUUUGGAGCAUUUCUCAAUUGCUGGCCCGGAGCAAUUAAAUCAUGUAUGUAAUACGGAUCAAUUUUUAGUUUCGGGCGGAAGUCCUGUACCCACAAUUUGCGGAAACUCAAUAGGCGAACACAUGUAUAUUGAUACUGGUGUCGGUGAUUCGAAUCCGGUGAUGCUAACACUGAUCACAAGUGGUGCGCCCUUUCCGAGAUUGUGGCGCAUUCGAAUUUCACAAAUAGAAUGCAGCAGUAUAUCUCGAGCAGAUCCGGGCUGCUUACAAUACCAUACAGGCAUUUAUGGUCGUGUUAAAAGCUUCAAUUUUGACUUCAAUGUUGGCAGCCAAUUGUCAAAUCAAGAUUACUCCAUAUGUAUAAGAACGGAGCGGAAUUUCUGUAGCGUACAGUAUACAGCGUGUGCAGACACAAACUCAAAUAGAUCACGAUCCUUUACACUGAGCGGUAACUCAAAUACGGCGGUUAACUCAAUGGUUGGUGGUGGCUCACAAGGCACUCCAAAUGCGUGCGUAAAUGACUGGUUACUAAUAGGUUGUGCUCGUGUGGCAGAUCGAUUACCACCAUCGAAUACGUGCGAAGACCGCAUAUGCGGUGGAACAUUUAAUGCCGAAAUCAGUGCAAUGGAGAAAACUGUUACUAGCAGUGUGAGACCUUUUCGUUUGGCUUUUCAUAGUGAUGCAGUCGAAGCACCAAAUGACAUAGAUAACAAAGGCUUUUGCUUAGAUUAUGUCCAACAACCAUGCACAAAUGGUUGAAUUGAAGAAAAAACACAACAAUAAGAUGUGUAAUUAAAUCGAAAACAAAACGAAAUUUAUUAACUGUG